UUUAACUGCAAUUUGAAAAAGAGAGAAGAUGAAGGGUUUAUAUUUUGUCGCUCUCAUACUUGGGGUCUUAGGAAAACUACAGUCUUCGAAAAUCAAGGUAAUUAAAGGAAACAACCCAGGACCAUGUUUGAAAAACAAAAGUGGAGAGAUAACGUUAGUUCGCGAUCGACAGAACGAACCUAAACUCUUGAUAUGUUUAAAAGUUAACGGUAUUUUUGGAUGGAGAACCAUAGAUGGUUCAAGUUCUCCAGGAGAGUUUUUCAACCCAGUAUACGACUGCUCAACCAUAUUGGAUAAAGAUCCAAAAGCAAAAGAUGGAUUUUAUUGGAUAACACUUGGAGAAAAGAAGCCAAAAAGAAUUUAUUGUGAUAUGACAACUGAUGGUGGUGGGUUCCUGUUGAUUGGUCGAAAAAAUACAUCCAUUACAUGGACAGUACCAUCGAACAGCAAGACAGUGGAACCAUUUGGUGAACCUCAUUGGAUAAGUUCAUUAGGAGAGUCUCCAAUGGUUGAUUUUAGAGUACAAAUGGCCACUGGAGAUGAUUUUAAAGCAACAAAAGCUCAUUGGUUUUACAGAUUUCAAAAUCCACGAAAAUUAUAAAAUCUGAUGAUUUACAACAAAGGAGGCUGUACAAA
Molecule: messenger RNA, 636 nt
Organism: Xenia sp. Carnegie-2017
Lineage: Eukaryota; Metazoa; Cnidaria; Anthozoa; Malacalcyonacea; Xeniidae
Product: intelectin-1-like
Exons: 5
Coding region: 29-601 (190 amino acids)
Source: RefSeq, a predicted model, not a curated record